Saccharomyces paradoxus is the source of this 3246-nucleotide messenger RNA. RefSeq names its product histone methyltransferase SET1 (gene SET1). Gene Ontology annotation, molecular function: histone H3K4 methyltransferase activity; protein binding. The record is from RefSeq and is a predicted model, not a curated record. Bases 1 to 3246 code for a protein of 1081 amino acids. Lineage: Eukaryota; Fungi; Ascomycota; Saccharomycetes; Saccharomycetales; Saccharomycetaceae. The transcript has a single exon. Gene Ontology annotation, cellular component: Set1C/COMPASS complex.
AUGUCGAAUUACCAUAGAAGAGCACACCCAUCUUCUGGUUCAUACAGACAACCUCCGGAAGAGCCUCAAUAUUCGCGUUCUGGUCACUAUCAGUAUACAAGCGGUCAUUCUUACCAACAAUAUUCUAGCCAAUACAAUCAACGUCGACGUUAUAACCAUAGCGAUGGUUCAAGACGACGCUAUAAUGAUGAUCGUCCACAUAGUUCAAAUAAUGGCAAUACGCGACAGUAUUAUGCUACUAAUAACGGCCAAAGUGGCGCAUAUGUAAAUAAUAAAUCUGACACCAAUAGCCGGAGGGGUUUGUCCCAAUCACGGUAUUCAAAUAGCAAUGUCCAUACUGUAUCAACCUCUACGAGCGAGUCUCUUCCAAAAGAAUCUGCCUUGCUUUUGCAACAAAGACCACCUUCAGCUUUAAGAUACAACACAGAUAAUUUAAAAUCUAAGUUUCAUUACUUUGACCCCAUAAAAGGCGAGUUCUUUAAUAAGGAUAAGAUGUUUUCCUGGAAGACUACAGAUAAAGAAUUUUCUGAAACAGGUUAUUACGUAGUCAAAGAGUUACAAGAUGGACAGUUUAAAUUCAAAGUAAAGCAUAGGCAUCCGGAGAUAAAAGCAUCUGAUCCACGCAAUGAAAACGGUAUGAUGACUGGCGGAAAAAUGGCAAGCCAUAGAAAAUGCAGAAAAUCACUAGUUCUACUACCUCGCAUAUCUUAUGACAGGCACUCUUUAGGGCCUCCUCCUCCAUGUGAAAUAGUUGUUUAUCCAGCGCAGGUUUCAACAACAACUAAUAUCCAAGACGUAUCAAUAAAAAACUAUUUUAAAAAGUAUGGAGAGAUUUCACAUUUUGAAGCAUUUAAUGAUCCUAAUAGUGCCUUGCCUUUGCAUGUUUAUCUUAUAAAGUAUACCAGUUCUGAUGGAAAAAUUAAUGACGCAGCUAAAUCGGCUUUUAGUGCUGUGAGAAAGCAUGAAUCUUCAGGUUGCUUUAUCAUGGGCUUUAGGUUCGACGUGAUCUUAAAUAAGCAAUCUAUUUUGAAUAACAUCAUUUCUAAAUUCGUUGAAAUAAAUGUUAAAGAAUUACAAAAAUUGCAAGAGAGCUUAAAGAAGGCUAAGGAAAAAGAAGCGGAAAACGGGAAAGCAAAGGAAGUACAAGGCAAAGAUAUCAGCUUGCCCAAGGAACCUAAGGUGGACACGUUAUCUCAUUCUUCUGGAAAUGAAAAAAGAAUUCCAUAUGAUCUUUUGGGUGUAGUCAAUAACAGACCUGUUUUACAUGUCUCCAAAAUAUUUGUUGCCAAACAUAGAUUUUGCGUUGAGGACUUCAAAUACAAGUUAAGGGGGUACAGAUGUGCGAAGUUUAUUGAUCAUCCAACCGGUAUCUAUAUUAUUUUUAACGACAUUGCGCAUGCACAAACUUGUUCAAAUGCAGAGUCAGGAAAGUUAACGAUAAUGUCUCGUAGCAGAAGAAUUCCUAUUUUAAUAAAAUUUCAUCUCAUUCUCCCCAGGUUCCAAAACAGAACUAGAUUCAAUAAAUCUGGCUCAUCGCUGAAUUCCACACAUUUAGCAAUAAAAUACGAGUCCAAAGAAGAGUUCAUUGAAGCUACAGCGAAGCAAAUAUUAAAAGAUUUGGAAAAGGCCCUACAUGUUGAUAUUAAGAAGAGGUUAGUAGGUCCUACAGUAUUUGACGCAUUGGACCAUGCAAAUUUUCCUGAAUUAUUAGCCAAAAGAGAACUAAAGGAGAAAGAAAAGAAGCAACAGAUAGCAUCCAAAAUUGCUGAAGAUGAAGCGAAACGUAAAGAGGAAGCCAAAAGGGAUUUUGACUUGUUUGGCUUAUAUGGUGGGUAUGCAAAAUCCAAUAAAAGAAAUUUGAAAAGGCACAAUUCACUCACAUUGGAUCAUACUUCUUUGAAGAGGAAGAAGUUAUCUAAUGGAAUCAAACCGAUGGCACAUUUAUUGAAUGAAGAAACUGAUUCUAAGGAAACUACUCCGUUGAACGAUGACGGGAUUCCUUGCGUAUCGAAAGAACGUGAUGAGGAGGACGAAAAUAUGACUUCUUCUUCAUCCUCCGAAGAAGAGGAAGAGGAAGCUACAGAUAAGAAAUUCAAAAGUGAGUCCGAGCCAACAACCCCUGAGUCCGAUCAUCUCCAGGCUAUUAAAUCAUUGGUACCGGAUCAAAAUGGGUCGACUGACAUGCUGGAUACUUCUUCAAUGUAUAAACCUACUGCUACCGAAAUUCCUGAACCUGUAUAUCCACCUGAGGAAUAUGACUUGAAAUAUAGCCAAACUUUAUGUCCCCUGGACUUGCAAAACGCUAUUAAAGAUGAAGAAGAUAUGCUUAUUUUGAAGCAGUUGCUGAGCUCAUAUAUUCCUACCAUCACACCUGAAACUGGUACAGUUUUGGAAUACAAAACUUGGGAAUCUCGCCGGAGAACGCUUGAGGAAGAAAAGGCUUCCGAUUGGCAAAUAGAACUUAACGGCGCUUUAUUUGAUAGUGAACUGGAACCGAGUAGCUCUUUCAAAGCGGAGGGGUUCAGGAAAAUUGCGGAUAAAUUAAAAGUCAAUUACCUGCCUCAUCGUCGUAGGGUUCACCAACCAUUAAAUACUGUGAACAUACACAAUGAAAGGAAUGAGUACACACCUGAGCUUUGCCAAAGAGAAGAAUCCUCAAAUAAAGAACCUUCAGACUCAGUUCCUCAGGAAGUUUCGUCUUCAAGAGAUAAUAGGGCAUCGAAUAGAAGAUUCCAGCAGGACAUAGAGGCACAGAAAGCCGCAAUAGGUACAGAAUCUGAGCUAUUAUCACUAAACCAAUUAAAUAAAAGAAAGAAACCAGUUAUGUUUGCUCGUUCAGCAAUCCAUAACUGGGGUUUAUAUGCCUUAGACUCCAUUGCAGCAAAGGAAAUGAUUAUCGAGUAUGUUGGUGAAAGAAUCAGGCAACCUGUAGCAGAAAUGAGAGAGAAAAGAUAUCUGAAAAAUGGGAUUGGAUCAAGUUACCUCUUUAGGGUUGACGAGAACACGGUUAUUGAUGCUACCAAGAAAGGUGGUAUUGCCCGGUUUAUUAACCAUUGUUGCGAUCCGAAUUGUACGGCAAAGAUUAUAAAGGUUGGCGGGAGAAGGAGGAUUGUUAUUUAUGCACUACGUGAUAUCGCAGCGAGCGAGGAAUUGACAUAUGAUUACAAAUUUGAGAGAGAGAAAGAUGACGAGGAAAGACUUCCUUGUUUAUGUGGGGCACCUAAUUGUAAAGGUUUCUUGAACUGA